GGGAAGGAAUCCGAAAUAUCAAAGGACCAGCCUCCUUAUCACAAGGGCUCGGAGUUAUCAGAUUUCUAUUUAAACAAGAACAAUUUUCCUCCAACGAAAAUCAGACCACUCCAGGCCCAUCAACUCUUCAGUCCUUUCUCUUCUUCUAAAUCUUUACACUCCGACUUCUCGAAACUCCAAAAUGUCUUCCUCAGAACUGAUUUCCUACGACGAGGCUCAGAACUCAGCUUUCGACAAUGUCCUCCAUCGAAAAUCAAAAGAGUCAAAAGGAGGCAUGCGAGCCAUGAUCAACAAAGACAACAAAGCUCAUGCAGCAGCCGUCGACGAAUACUUUCAGUUCUGGGAUAACAAGAAGGCUGAAGAUGAAGUUGAGGCUGUAAGACAGGAGAGAACCGACAACUAUGCCAGUUUGACAAGACAGUACUACAACCUCGCAACUGAUCUCUACGAGUACGGAUGGUCUCAGUCUUUUCAUUUCUGCCGCUUUGCCUACGGGGAAGAUUUCAACCGUGCUAUCGCUCGACACGAACACUACCUCGCUCAUAAUAUCGGUAUCAGGCCUGGUAUGAAAGUCCUCGACGUUGGAUGUGGUGUUGGUGGACCUGCUCGAGAAAUCGUCAAGUUUACUGGUGCUCAUGUCACUGGGUUGAAUCUCAACGAGUAUCAAGUCCAGCGGGCGACUAUCUAUGCUGAGAAGGAAGGACUUUCUGAUAAGCUUAAGUUUGUCCAAGGAGACUUCAUGAAAAUCCCUUUUCCGGAUAACUCUUUCGACGCCGUCUACGCUAUCGAAGCAACCGUCCACGCACCCUCCUUAGAAGGCGUCUACAGCGAAAUCCGACGAGUCCUCAAACCCGGUGGUGUUUUCGGCGUCUACGAAUGGCUCAUGACAGAUGCCUACAACAACGACGAUCUCGAACAACGCCGCAUCCGUCUCGACAUCGAACAAGGCGACGGUAUUGCCCAGAUGUUCAAGAUUGACCAUGGUCUAUCAGCUAUCCAAGCAGCUGGUUUUGAACUUCUUCACCACGAGGAUCUCGCAGCUACAGAUGAUGGAACAGCGCCUUGGUACUGGCCUUUGGAUAGUGAUAUGCGAUAUGCGCAGACAAUUGGUGAUUUCUUCACGGUUUUGAGGAUGAAUAAGUGGGGGAGACUUGUGAUGCAUAAUGUUAUUGGGGCAUUGGAAGCUUGUUGGAUUGCGCCGAAGGGGACGAGGAAGACGGCGGAUAGUCUUGGUCAAGCUGCGGAUGCGUUGGUUGAGGGUGGGAAGAGAAAGUUGUUUACGCCGAUGUAUUUGAUGGUUGGACGGAAGCCUGAGGAGUCUGAGUAAUGGUGCAGUGGUAAGCAGUUCAGUGGGAGGGCAUAGAGAGUUAUGGGGUAGCCUUUGAUAGAGGCAAGUAUUGGCAAGGGGUGGUAUACCCAUAGAGAUAAUAGAUCGAAGA
Fusarium redolens is the source of this 1439-nucleotide messenger RNA. RefSeq names its product S-adenosyl-L-methionine-dependent methyltransferase. The record is from RefSeq and is a predicted model, not a curated record. Bases 182 to 1327 code for a protein of 381 amino acids. Lineage: Eukaryota; Fungi; Ascomycota; Sordariomycetes; Hypocreales; Nectriaceae. Gene Ontology annotation, cellular component: endoplasmic reticulum. Gene Ontology annotation, biological process: ergosterol biosynthetic process. Gene Ontology annotation, molecular function: sterol 24-C-methyltransferase activity. The transcript has 3 exons.